AAAACAGCUAAGAAACUGUUAGGAACUGUUGACGAUCCAAAGUUUCACAACACUGAAUUUAUGAAGUUUAUAAAAAAGCUGGGCGAAGGUUCAAAAGGUGAUGUGAGCAAAGACUGGACAAAUGAAUUUUUGUCGUCUAACACAUCAAAGGAAAAUAACUUGGAGGAAUCGUGGGAGCACCGAAUUCACUCAAGGACAAAAACAGCAGUUGCAUGAACGUGAUACAAACCACCUUAAUAUCAACAGUGAAACAAUGAGUCAACAAGAACGAGAGAAGUUUUGGCAAGUUUUGCAGGACGAAUGGGAAGAAAUGGCAAAAGAAGAUAAACUAAAUGAGCACCCAUGGCUGUCCGAGUUUAAUACUUCAUCAUUUGAACCAUUCAAAGACUACAUGUUUGAAGAAGAUAACCCUUUGAAGGACCACCCCGAUCCAUUAAAGGAGGGCAAACGAUGUUUAGAGGCAGGAGAUCUGCCUUCUGCUGUCUUGCUUUUUGAAGCUGCUGCACAACAGUCACCGAAAAAUCCAGAGGCAUGGCUUUUACUGGGUGCAACUCAUGCAGAAAAUGAACAAGAUCCUGCCGCCAUAUCUGCAUUAAGAAGGUGUGUUGAGUUAGACAAGGCCAAUUGUACAGCAUGGAUGGCUUUAGCAACAUCAUAUACCAAUGAAUCAUACCAGACCCUAGCUUGUGAAUCACUAAAGGAGUGGGUUCGAAGCAAUCCUGAGUAUAGUCACUUAGUUCCCAAAGAUGAGGGCGCUCAUCGGAAACCAAAAGUAAUGGCAUCUACCUUAGCACCCAGGGAACUGAUUCAAGAGGUUCAGGAUUUAUACAUUGCAGCAGCUAAUCAACGUCCAAAUCAGAACAUUGAUGCAGAUGUCCAGUGUGGUCUAGGAGUCCUGUUCAACCUGACUGGAGAAUAUGAAAAGGCUGUUGACUGCUUCCAGUCUGCUAUAAGUGUACGACCAAAGGAUGCAAAAUUAUGGAACAAAUUAGGAGCAACUUUAGCAAACAGCGAGAGAUCAGAAGCAGCAAUUGAUGCUUACCGAAAUGCCCUAGAAGUUUCCCCUGGCUUUAUCAGAUGUCGAUAUAAUCUUGGGAUAUCUUGUAUUAACUUGGGAGCACAUAGGGAAGCAAUGGAGCAUUUCUUGGAAGCUCUGAACAUGCAGGAAGCUGGUCGAGGACUUGCAGGCAAAAAAUCAACAAAAGCUGUUUCUGACAAUAUUUGGGCAACUCUUAGAGUCUGCCUUUCAUCACUAAGUGCCAUACAUUUAAUGGAUGCUGUUGAGAAAAGGGAUUUGACACGGUUAAACGAAGAGUAUGGUAUAGGAAAGUCAACGUGACUUCCUGGUAUAAAGGCAAACCUCUCCUCUUCCCACCGUUCUCCACGGAGACACAGGCUUUCUCAAGAGAUCAUAUUGUAUCUCUCAUCAACCAGUUGUCCUUCUGAAGAUGGUCUUCCUUGUGAAUGUCUUACUAAUAUUCAUGGGAAAUGAGUUUGAAACAUUGUUAAAAUUAACUUAGUAAGUACUGAUAUAUUUUCAUUUGCAUUUUGGCAUGUGGCUUUGGUAUUUUUUCUCAGAAAAGUGGUUUGCAUUAGUAUGUGAUAGAAUAUUUUCUUACAUUCCCUAUACUUUUAAGUACUUAAACUGUGAUUUGGCCUUGCUUACAAAUACGUAAUUGUAUGUAUGGAAUUAUUUGAAGUAGAGACUAGAUUUAUUUUUUCUCAAUUCAGUAUGGAGGUUGAAAGUCCUCCUGGCUGUGUAUAAAUUUAGCCAAUGUAGUUCCCAGAUUGUCUUGGGAUGAUUAUAUAUUCUUGUUGAGGAUUUGUUUUUAGAAAUUUUUAUUUCAAAGUUUAUUUGUCUAUAUAUAGUGAAUGUUCAUACGAAAGUAUUGAGCAGCUUUACCACAAAUGUUAGAUACUACAUGUUGCCUAGGUAAAUUUAUCCCAGUAAGGAAGUGAGUGCAAUGAUGUUAAAACUAUACUAAACUUACAGUAUGUUUCCUUUGCAUGUCAAUUCCUGGUGCAAUAUUUUAUAUAUGUGCAUUCCUUUCAGUUUUGGGGAAAUUUCAACCUAGUGAUUGCUAAAGAAUUGAUAGGACAAGAGAGUUUGAUUUUGUUAUUGGACAUUUUUUGUCAUGACAUUCAUAGAUAUAGACUCCUUUUGCAUAAGGAACAAUUUUCACACUGCCAUUCAUCUACUGUUAUAUCAGGGCACAAAAUUAAUGUCACUGGAAUAAAAUUUUUACUUGAGUUACAAACAGCAAUUUCACCGUCAAGAAUGCAUAAGUUCUCAUUCAUUUUUAUUUCUUCUACUGUAUAUGUUAUAUUGAAGGUAAGUGGUAUUGUAAAUGCAUAAGUAUUUCCACUUUACUUUGUCAGCUACAAAGUAGGAAACAGGAAUUGCAGCCAACAACCUUGCCAAUGAAUUGAUCCAUACUUGUAAUUUCAGGGCUUUUCAGAAAUCCAAUUUGUUUCAUGACAACAAACACCUUGCUUUACAUUAUGAUGUUCAAAGAGUCAUGGCAUACAUAAAAAAUUUAUUUCAGUCCAAUCAAUCCUCUCUGAAAUAGCCUAGACACCCAAUAAACCUUAAGAAUCCAUGAUUGUCAUUAAUAUGAAAAGACAUUUGAUAGUUUUUACAUUUUUGUUGUCCUUCAAGAAAUUUAAAAUUUUAAUGGAUGCUAGAACAGCAUCUUUAGUGUAGGCUUUAUAAAAUCUUUGCCUUAUGAACAAUCAAUAAAUUUACUAUAGUAUACUGUACACAACAUCAAGGACCUCCUCGAUUGGUUUCUAUAGAAAAGUUCAUACCAUUUAUAUUGUUUAAAAAUAUAAAGCAGGAAAAAAAAAUUAAGAAAUCCCCUAAAAAUUAGACAUCAUAUACCCAAAAGUCGAACAGCAAAUUUAUUAGGCAUAAUUUUUGUCACGCCUAAAGUGCAAGGGCCAUAUGCCCAUAUAAAGGACAAGUGAAAAAAUGCAUUAAAUUUGAUAUAAGAAAUAUUAUAAAACAAUCUGGGAGGUAACAGGCAAACCACAUUGCCUAUACAAAGUAAGUGUUAGGUCCAUCCAAUACUAGAUUUUAGAUAUACAGUUCAGCAUCGGCUCCAACUUUAAAAAGUUUAAAACAAAUUUAUCAUGACGGACUCAGAAUAUACACUGGAGCUUUUACAUUUCUCCCAACCUCCUCUGUCCAAGUCAAAAGUCAUGUCCCACUUCAUUGUGACCUGAUAGUAACGCAUAGCACAGUGAAAAUACAAGUGAUUUACCAACUGAGUACUUUAGAUCAAAGAUGUAUUUAUAAACAGUCAUUCACCACCUUUCAUAAUAGACCCAGUAGACUGCUUGAGUCAACAAAUAACAAUAAUGGAUAAAUAUGCUCCAGUAAGAGAAUUACCUCCACCUUGGACUAUGUGUAGAAAAUAUUUAUCAUAAAUAAAACUAUGCAUUUACCCGAGAGAAUCAUGAAUAUGUUUUAUAACAUAUGAGAGAGGUAAAUGUUCAUACUAAGCAUGAAACACUGAUGGGUCCAAAUCUCCACCAAGCAUGGGAUUUGCAGCCAUACCACCCAACUAAACAUAUUUUUCCUUGCUUAAUAAUGCUUCUAACAGCAGAAUUAUGUGCCAUGUGAUCUGCCAUUUAAAUUCUUGAAGAUAUGCCUUUGCAGAAAUUUACAUCAUGGAAAGAUGGUAAAAAUGUAAAAAUAUGGUAGAUUCCUGCCUAUGUUGGCAUUAAAUGAAAUGAAAAAGCUGAUAAAGCAGCCAAAGCUGCAACUGCUGUGGCAAGUGGCAGAAUAUAUGAAACAAUGAACAUGACAGUAGCAAAUUAAAAUUAGCCCAGUGUUGGAAUAUGGAAUUCAUCGAAUCAAAAGGACAGACAUGCACAUAAUUUGUUUUGACAUAUCUUUGAGUGAAUAGGUCACUCUUGUUUGACAUGAAUAUUUCAUAUGAUCCAACCCCAUUUAAACAUGGACUGUAGAGCAACACAAACAGUUAAAACAUUUUAUUUCUGAGCAUCCAAAAGAUAAUCAACAUAGGCUUAUUUAUUUUGUCAAUUUCCAUCAUUUCCAAUGAGCCCAAUUAUAACCCUGUUAAAAGAGCUGUAAUUUAACAAAUAAAAUCUAAGCCUUAUCAAUAACACAGACAAAUCCUAAGGGCCAGCCCUAUGACAAAUAAAUAUGAAGCUCAGUGGUCUCGUUAAAAUAUUUAACAAUUAUACGACAAGCCAAAAGUAUGAGCUAUGGUGGUCCCCUUUUCAUGGUGUUUCAUCAUAAGCACAUUAGCUUCCAACAAUACAGCAUGAUGUUUAAUAGCAAGAGUACUAGCACUAGCAGUAGGAACUUUCUUAUAGCCAUGUAAACAAAUAAAAUUGUCACUAAUUCAGAGCAAAUGAGACAUGAAUAAUAUAAUUAUAUAAAAAAACAAUUUGAAGAAACUGCCAUGUACCAGAGCUGCCAAGCAGAGGAAUGCUGGUACUAUGGGCACUACAUGGCAGGUAAAUAAGGCUAUACUAUUUUAAAAAUUGUUGACCUUAGAAAAACUAUAAUUUUUUUAUAUUGUAACAUUCAUUUUUAUGUGCUUUUGCACUUUAGUUUUUCAAUAUGAUUUUUCAAUAUAAUUUUUUAAAUCAUUUUUGCUGAUCAGUGUUUAAGUUGCAUAAAGUGAUGAUAGCUGAAUUUUAUUUUUCUGCAUCAACAAAAACCGUUGUAAAGUAGAAAAUAGGAGGAGUAACAGCUGGUUAGUCAAAAACAUUUUACAAGUUAAGAAUAGUAGUAGUUAUAUUUGCUGUAGUUUUACACUGAGGAAAGCAGUAAGCCAUCUUGGAAUUAUAUUAAACAACUUUAUUGUAUUACUGUCAUGUUUGGCUUGGUGACCUCCUUCUAAUGGGUUUAAUAAAUCCUCAAAGCCCAAGAUAGCCAAUUCCACACCAAAAGCAUAUGAUUUACCUCUUCCCUUCUCCUAACCAUCACUACACCAGUCAAGAAAUCAGGACACAUUCUCUUUAAACCAACCAGCAUACAUACAUACUUGGCAUGUGCAAAGGUUAUUCAAUCUGUAUCUUCCCCCUCUCACCUCAGAGCAUUCAGUCUUUGCUCCAUACAUUCAUCUGCACAAUACAGCUCUAUUUACAUUUACCACUUUUUGCAGAUAAGUACAUAUACCCGCUUGCAGUGAUAUAAGUGCACAUAAGUAGAAGUGCAGGCAGCAAUUAAGUUUAUUUCAUUAGGAACUCAACUUUUUGGUAAUUUUAAUUAGUAAUCAUAACUGAGUAACCCUGAUGCAAUACAAUACCACUUCCUGACCCUGUACGUAAUUGGUGGAACCUUAUCACAAAUUAAAACUUUGCAAUUAGGGAAUGGGUAUUAUUUAGUGAAUAAGACUGCAAAAAUAUUUGUUAAAUUCACUAGAAACUCAGCAUAUCAAUGCAUUUGGUUAUCACAGCAGUCUUGGAAAUAUAUCUUUAUUACAGAAAUAACUUAUGUAUUGAAUUUAAAGAUUGAAUAUAAAAAAAAAUGUUUGUGAAAAAUUUUCUUAAAAUAUUUUGUCUAUAAAUUUAGCUCAGAUUGAAUAUAAAAAAAAAAUUUGUGAAAAAUGUUUUUCUUUAAAUAUCUUGUCUAUAAAUUUAGCUCAGAAAAGGUUAAAUCUAUUUGUUCUUGAAGACUCAGUCUUCACUUUGCAGUUUUGUUACAUAUUUGUUUCAAUAACCCAAAAGUGACUAUUUUUCCCAGAAAUGAGCAUUUAGACAUUGGGUUGUGUUUGAACAUUUAGCCAAGUCCUUCCUUUUGAGUUUCAGCAUGGUGUAUAGACAAGUUACUUUAUACCAUCUUUGUGUGCAGAUAAAUGGAUUGAAAUAUAAUACAAGGUGAUAACACAGAGAUGUUUAUCUAAUUUAUUCUGUACUUGGAUCAAAAAUUGUUUCAGGAAAGGGAAAUUUGUCGAAAUGAACCUGACAAACUUACGGGCUUUUUUGAGAAAUGAAAUUUAGUGAAUAGUACAGAUCUGUACAUUAAAAAGCAAAGAGCUAUCAUAUUACGACAAUGUUAAAGCAGCUUUUACAUGGACUGGUCUUAAUUUAGUUUAAUCAAAGAAGUCAUAUACAUGAUCUCUGAGAAGUAUUCGUGUGAUAAGUAAGCCAUCUGUGAUUUUGUAAUUCACAAUUUUCAUUGCAAUACGUACUCUUGUAUUUGUAUUAAAAAAUAGUUAUAUACAAUAUGAAGCUGGUAACAGUAUAUGGAUGAACUACUUAGUGUUUAUGAGUUGUCAAGAUUGUACUUUAAAGGUAAAUGAUAUAACAUCCAAGCAUAACUGUGAUAUGUAAAAAAUAUUGUGUGGAUUUACUCCUUUAUUUGUAUUUGAUAACAAUCUGCAUAGGAAUUUGGAUUGUGUACCUUAUAUCUCUUACAUAUUUUUGGCUUUGAUGUAAUAUCUUUUCAUCCUGACAUAUAAGACAGAAUUUGGUGGCAAUGUCUUUAUCAGUUAGUUAUUGGACAGUUUAAAUUGAUAGAAAGUACUUAGGAUAAUUCCCCCAUAUGCAAUUUUUAUUUAUCUUGGAAAAGAGGAAAACAACCUCUUUGUAUACAGUGAAUUUUUGGAAACUUUAGAGGAAGAUACUGUUUGUUAUGUUAGAUCAAAGAAACUUGGGACAGUUCAUGAAAUUAUAAAGAAGUGAUAUACAGAGAAAAUGUUUUUGAUAACCUUAUAAUUUCUUCCUGACAGUGUUAACUGUCAAUGUUAUGUUAAAACAGUAUAUUCAAUACUGGUCUCACAAAUUUUAGUAGCCAUCUGGUUUUUAAUACUGAUGCUGUCCAAUUAUGUUAAAGGUUUCCUGUGAGAAUAAACUUUGUAAUUUGCCGUUUACAAGUUAAAAGUCGAAGACAAGAGUUAAAUUUAAAAGUGACCAUAUAGUGGACAAUCCUGUCAUUUGUACAUUUGAUGAAUAUUCCUGUCACAAAAUUGAAGCCUGUUUUACUAGACCUGUGCCUUAGUAUCCAUCUUCCAGUCAGCCCAUAUCAGUGGCAUUAUUCUUUAUUCUUAAUUUUUUUUCUUUAUUCUUAAUUUUUUGUAUCCUUUUCCUAAGAAAAGUUAUGACAAUUCCUUUUUAACCAUAGCUUCAGGAGUGCAGACAAGUGACUUAGAGCAUUAUUAUCAAUAGGGGUUAGUUUUUCCAGACCUCUGAGUCUCAAGUAGACUCUUCUCGGGCUGGUUCCAACUUGGAAGUAUACCUCUUAAGUAUUUUUCGCAUUUUUACAGGAAAGCAUUUUCAGCUUUUCAAAGAAAGUCGGGUUAGACCCCAUUUCAGGUGGUCAGUGUUACAAAAUUUUUUUUGUUCUGUAUUUUCAGCAUUGUUCAUUAAUUUUCAUUCAUGCAUCUUUGCAUAAUGUUUAUUAAAUUCUGACUGUUUCUUGUGUAUCUCUCAUAAUCUUAAGUUUUAUUAAAAACCUCUGCUUUUAUAAUAAUUUUAAUAAGGUUAUUGACCUUUAUACAAAGCUCUCAUAGAUUUUGCAUACUUUUUACAUUUGUUUUAUGUGCAUCUCCUCUAUCAACCAAUUUUUGUCACAUUUUUUUAGUAUAUUCUGUAAGUCUUCCACUUGACUAUCAAGAUGGGUAUUUAUUGGUACAGGCUGGUUCUAAGUGAAUUCCCUCUUGAAUUAAGAAGGCAGUUUGUCAGUGUUAAAUAUCUUGGCUACUUCCCCACUUACUGUGUUGGACAAUUUUUUCUUCUGAAGUCUAUUUUUUUUAUAUUUUACAUUAUCCAAUUCACUUGCUAUUUUGGGAAACAUUUUCUUGUCAAUGUAGAAUUUUAUUUUCAUGAUAAUUGUGCAAAGUUACCCAGCGAAAAUUUGAGAGAAAUAUGCUUUCAACUUUUCAUCCUUCCUAGUAGUAAUCCAUUUUUAUUGAUACAUUUAGUAUCUGAACUUUUUGUUUUUGACUCAUGACUUCAUAAGCCAUACUGUGCCUUGCAGGAAAAUAUCAAUCCUUUUAUAAUAGAUCAUAAGCAUACCUCAGUUUUUUAUAAUUGCAUUCUGGUAUGUAAUCCCCCAUUGUUCCAGAUGGUAGAAUUGUUUUUAUCCAGCAUCUCAUUAAGUGAUGAUGUAAAGGAUGGAUGUGUUUAGCUGGUGUCAGAAGUUUUAAAAUUAAUGGAAACGUAAUAUGUCUAACAUGUUAACCUUGUCAGUAUUUCUUCACUGGAACUUGGCCUCCUUUGCAUUAUCAUUCUUUUAUAUUUUCCAUUAGAACAGAGGUCAUUCAUUUAAAGUUUUAGGCAACAGACUGUUGUGUAUAGAGGCACAAAUUAGCUACAAGCUCAUAUUGUAGCUGUUAGCAAACAAGCCUUUUUGAUGCCACAGGCUAAGUACAUCCUUUGUCCAGUUGUUUCAUAUAUCUAAUUUUCUGCCAGUUUAACUAAAGUUUAAAAGCUUUUACUCACAACUUACCAUCAGAUUGACACAUUUCUAGCUUUCUUACAGUUUGAUGCUACAGUAUUAACUUAGAAAUGGCCUACCAACUUCAUUGGAUUUGAUAUAGCUUGUAAUAAUGUAUGAAGAGUGCUUUACUGUUAUAAUUUGGAGUAUUCUCCUUUAGGGUUUAUAAUGUGGGUUGUAAGUGAGAUGAUAAUCAAAAUAGGUUAGUUUCAGUUUCUAAUUCUGUGGGAUUAGAUGUACAUAAAUUAUUAAAUGUUUAAUAUUC
Messenger RNA from Macrobrachium nipponense, 8681 nucleotides. Its product is annotated as peroxisomal targeting signal 1 receptor-like. The record is from RefSeq and is a predicted model, not a curated record. Gene Ontology annotation, molecular function: protein binding. Lineage: Eukaryota; Metazoa; Arthropoda; Malacostraca; Decapoda; Palaemonidae. Gene Ontology annotation, biological process: protein import into peroxisome matrix, docking. Gene Ontology annotation, cellular component: peroxisomal membrane; cytosol.